GCAUGAUGAUGAUGUGGCGUAAUUUUGUUGUGUUGAACAGGAAUGAGAUCUAACUGGCCCAAGCAUUGUCAAGACGGGGAGCCCAGCUAGCCCAGGGGGCGGAGUGUAGCCAGACAAAGGGGUGGGGUCCAGCUAGCCCAAGGGGUGGAUUCUAGCCAGCCAAGGAGUGGAGUCUAGCCAACCAAGGGGCGGAGUCUAGCCGGCCAAGGGGCGGAUUCUAGCCAGUCAAGGAGUGGAGUCUAGCUACCCAAGAGGCGGAGUCUAGCUACCCAAGGGGCGGAGUCUAGCCAGCCAAGGAGUUGAGUGUAGCUACCCAAGAGGCGGAGUCUAGCUACCAAAGGGGCGGAGUCUAGCUACCCAAGGGGCGGAGUCUAGCUACCCAAGAGGCGGAGUCUAGCUACCCAAGGGGCGGAGUCUAGCUAGCCAAGGAGUUGAGUGUAGCUACCCAAGAGGCGGAGUUUGGCUACCCAAGGGGCGGAGUCUAGCCAGCCAAGGAGUGGAGUCUAGCCAACCAAGGGGUGGAGUCUAGCUACCAAAGGGGUGGAGUCUAGCCAGCCAAGGAGUGGAGUCUAGCCAACUAAGGGGUGGAGUCUAGCUGACCAAAUGGCAGGGUCUAGUCAUUCCUAGUGUCAGAGUCUAGCCAUUCAGGUCAGUCCAAGGGGCGGAGUCCAGCCAUCUCAAGGGGUGGAGCCUAGCCAGCCAAGGGGCGGAGCCUAGCCAGCCAAGGGGCAGACUCCAGCCAGCCAAGGGACGGAUUCUAGUCAUUCCUAGGGUCAGAGUCUUUCCAUUCAAAAGGAGUCUAGCCAGCUUGAGGGGGUGGGAUCUUGCCAGCCCAGGGGCGGAGUCUGUCACCAUGAGUAUCAUGAAGGCAUUUGUUGCGACCCUCCUUCUUGCAACAGUGUUUGUGGUCAUCUCGCUGAUUUACCUCAAUCAGAACACCAGGGGUGCUGUGUCAAGGACCAAUAGGAUAUUCCCCAAAAGCAACCCAAGCAUACAUGUACACGCAAGUCAGUCAUUGCAACCCCUCCUGCAUCCCGGUGUCAGAAUCGCUCAAGACCGACAGAAACAAGGAGAUGAGGAGGGGAUGAGGGCACUCUCACUUAAUCGCGGAGCGACAAAGACAAACCAAUCAGAGAGCAGCCUUGGCAGUAAAAAAGUUCAUAAGGAUCUUCGCGCAGGAGAAACCAACAUCACGCAACGCAAAGAGGACCCAAUCAUCGCCAGAGGCAACUCCAGUCUCGGAGUCAAAUCUCCUGAGGGCAAAGGUCAAAGUUCAACUUGUAAGGAGAAGAGAGGCAUCCUGCUGCUCAAGACGCACAAGACGGGCAGCUCUACGAUCCAGAACGUCUUGUAUCGCUUCGGCGACGUGAGGGAUCUGACAUUCGCCCUACCCAUCGUGGACGUGUACAUGGGAGCUCCGACCAAGUUUAGGCCGUCGUUUGCAAUGCGGCUGGCCACGGGGACUUACGACAUCCUGGCCAACCAUGCCCGCUUCCAUAAGGAGAAUAUGAAGAAAGCUAUGGUCCCAGGAGCCAAAUUCAUCACGAUCCUUCGUUACCCGCCCAGACAAUUUGAGAGCAUGUACAGCUUCUACAGAAUGAAGGACAAGUUCAAAGCCUCCCUUGAAGAGUUUGCUUCGUCCCCCAAGGCCAUCUACGGAAAGUACGGUCCGAAGAGCCCGAAGCACAGCGCACGGAAUCCCAUGCUGUAUGACCUGGGAAUGGAGCUGAAGGCAAUGGAUAAUGGCGUGGCGAUAGACAAAUGGAUCAAGUACCUGGGAGAGUCCUUUGAUUUGGUCUUGAUUGCCGAGCAUCUGAAGGAGUCCUUGAUUCUGCUGAAGGACACGAUGUGUUGGACGUUUGAUGACAUCACCUAUUUCACCAGCAAUGCUCGCAGCGGCAUGCUGGUUGAAACCAUCACUACCGAGACGGAGAAAAACCUCCUGGGGUGGCUCAGCGGUGACUUCAAACUCUACCAACACUUCAACACUGUGCUCUGGACCAAGAUUGAGGAGUACGGGGUGGAGCGGAUGGCUGCGGAUGUCGCAGAGCUCGAGCGGCGCAACCAGGAGCUGAAGGCUCACUGCGUGCAAGGGAAGAAGAAAGUCAGCGAAAUGAGCGGCAGGACGGUCAUCGAGAGAUACGUGCUGCGGCCAAAGGCCAAGAACGACAUGCAGUGUAAACGGAUCACCUACCCUGCCAUUGAUUACCUACAAAUCUUGAAGGCUAAGAUGAAAAUGAAACGGCCGGGGAAUGUUCAAGUUGUCAAGCCUGCUGCUGGAGCGGGCUAGGCUUUGUGCUAGCAUUGGUGAGAUAUCAGGCAUCAAUAGACUUAUCUGAUAGGUAGAAGCCAGAGGGCCCUCCCUGGAAAGUCAGUGUCGUCAUUGUAGUAGGCAAAGAUCAUAUAGAACCGAGCGCAGAACAGUAUACAAAUAUAACAUGGUUUGAGAGUGGGCAUUUGAUAUUUGCUCCCCAAGGUAUUGGAAGUUGACAAACUAGUUCCCAAGGCAAAUCUGAGGAACUAGUUUGUCAACUUCCAAUACCGCGGGGAGCUAAUAUCGUCCUUGGUGUAGUAGGCUGUCGCAUGAGUAACCUGUACCUGUUUGGUACUAAUGACAAAUUUUAAAGCUCUGUGCUACAUGUAUUUAAUAAUUAUGCAACAUAACUUUGACAAGAACUUGUUUAUAUUUUUGGUAUGUCGAUAUGCAUUUUUUAAAUAUUUAUAAGUUCAUCUGGUGCUUUCAGGAUGUGAGACUGUAUAUUUAGCUUCUCCAGUGUUUGUAUAUUUUUGUAGCCUCAGUAACCUGGCUUUGUGUGUGAUAAAGAGUUACUUUAUUUUGUUAUUUAAUUGAGCAUAAACCUGCAAAAAAGUUUUAGAAAUAAGUACACAUGAUGUAUUCAUUUCCUUGUUGACUCUGUUAAUGAACAGUUCAUGUACUUGCAGAUGGCCGUAUUUGGAGAAAGCUUUGUAUUUGUGAACCAUAGACGUUUAAAAACAAAAACCUAGACCUGACAAGCGCCUGAAUUUUCAGACUAUAAAUUUGAACAAAAUUUGUGGCGCAUUAAACGCGCAAGGGGACGGUCACAUGAUGAUGUGGGUUGUUUACGAUCACAAUGAGUGUUUACGUUUACAACAUGGUGGUUACUGGACGCAGCAUUUUGUGGUUAGAAACACAGCUAAGGU
Messenger RNA from Patiria miniata (bat star), 3183 nucleotides. Its product is annotated as galactosylceramide sulfotransferase-like. Gene Ontology annotation, biological process: glycolipid biosynthetic process. Bases 854 to 2290 code for a protein of 478 amino acids. The record is from RefSeq and is a predicted model, not a curated record. Gene Ontology annotation, molecular function: galactosylceramide sulfotransferase activity. The transcript has 4 exons. Gene Ontology annotation, cellular component: membrane. Lineage: Eukaryota; Metazoa; Echinodermata; Asteroidea; Valvatida; Asterinidae.